Lactuca sativa (garden lettuce) is the source of this 780-nucleotide messenger RNA. The record is from RefSeq and is a predicted model, not a curated record. NCBI's taxonomy places the organism in Eukaryota, Viridiplantae, Streptophyta, Magnoliopsida, Asterales, Asteraceae.
AUGUUUCCAUUCCACGACAUAAAGACGCCUCAAAGACCAAACCGCAGAAACAACACGACACUGACGCCACCUGAGAUAAAAUCAGCUGCAUUCCAAGCGGUUGUGUCAGAUGCGGUCACUGCAGCACUAGCGCAGAUUCACAACGGAAACAACGGUGCAAGUAACGGGCAAGGAGCCAGAAGCACAAAUCAGGGAACAAACCAAGGAUCCACAAGAACCUGUACCUACAAAGACUUCACAAACACAAAGCCUCGAACCUUCAACAGGACGGGAGGCAUAAUAACCCUGAAAAGAUGGACAGAAAAGGUGGAAUCAAUGUUUGAGAUCUGCGGAUGUCCUGAGGAGUGCAAGGUCAAGUUGGCGGCAUGCACAUUCAUCAAUCAAGCUCUCUCUUGGUGGAAUGGUCACGUAGAGGCCAUGACACUCCCAUUGGCGAACGCUAUGCUAUGGGAGGAGCUUAAGGAAAUUUUGUUGGUCGAGUACUGUCCAAGGGUAGAAAUUAAGAAAAUGCAACAAGAGUUGUGGAACCUCACAGUUCAAAACUCUGACAUCGAUGCUUACGUAUCAAGGUUUAGUGAGCUGUCUCUCUUGUGUCCAGGAAUGAUCACAUCUGAAGGGAAGAAGAUUGAAAGUGCAAAGAGACUAGCCAAGAAACUAUACGACCAUGGCAACAAAAAGGGUGCCAAAGCAGGGGAGGCGGAAGUUAAAAAGGAAGGUGAUAAAAAGAAGAGUUUGAGCAACCAGCAAAAGGGGAGACAAAACACAGAAUCAUCAAAGUAG